Nerophis ophidion (straightnose pipefish) is the source of this 3096-nucleotide messenger RNA. Its product is annotated as transcription factor Jun-like. Gene Ontology annotation, molecular function: DNA-binding transcription factor activity, RNA polymerase II-specific; RNA polymerase II cis-regulatory region sequence-specific DNA binding; transcription factor binding. The record is from RefSeq and is a predicted model, not a curated record. Bases 352 to 1251 code for a protein of 299 amino acids. Lineage: Eukaryota; Metazoa; Chordata; Actinopteri; Syngnathiformes; Syngnathidae. The transcript has a single exon. Gene Ontology annotation, biological process: regulation of transcription by RNA polymerase II; regulation of cell cycle; regulation of cell population proliferation. Gene Ontology annotation, cellular component: transcription regulator complex.
GGAAUGACAUCAUUGUUAUUUUCAGUGGAGCUCCAGCUCCUAGGUGGAUAAAGUUCGUCUCUACGUUGGAAGUGAUAGAAAGUAUUAUCCCGAUCCGGGCACCGUUUCCUGUCUUUAGGGAGGAGGAUCGAUCAAAGAGGAUAUUUUAUGAUAUCGGUGAGGAAACGGGUUACUUAAUCGAUGAUCACGAGGGAAAAGUUUUCUCGGGACAGCAAGUUGUCAAAGCGAUCGGGACUUCCAACAAAAGGCGGAUUCUGUCGCAAGGCUGGGGAGGCUCGGAAGCCGAAUGUUUUUACUUUAACAAAAAGGUGAGACGCCAUUUUUUUUUUUUUUUAAAGCGACUGAAACUUAAUGUCCGGGAAAAUGGAAGCGACGUUUUACGACGACGCCGUGAACGCGUCGGGCAACUCUCAACACGACGCGACGAGGGUCUACGGCUUCAACGCCAAAACCCUCAAACAGUCCAUGACUCUCAACCUGAACGACCCCAAGAACUUCAAACCUCAGCUGGGCCCCAAAGCCUUGGACAUCCUGACGUCCCCGGACGUGGGUCUGCUCAAGCUGGCCUCGCCGGAACUGGAGCGGCUGAUCAUCCAGUCGUGCACCGGCUUGACGACUCCCACCCCGACGCAGUUCGUCUGUCCCAGGAACAUCACCGACGAGCAGGAGGGCUUCGCGGAGGGCUUCGCCAAGGCUCUGGCGGAGCUCCACUACCAGCAGAUGGGCACCGCCCCCGCCGGGGCGCAGACCACCACCGAAGUCGCAUCCGGCGCAGCUGCGCCCGACGCCGGCGAGAACCAGUACAGCUGCACGGUGCGCCCCGAGCCGCCGGAGUACACCAACCUGUCCGCCUUCAACCGGGCCGUGCUGGGGUCAUCCGACCGACACCCGCCGACGUGUUAUCAAGAGCACUCUCGCCUCCGCUCCUUGAAGGAGGAGCCGCAGACGGUGCCGGAGAUGCCCGGCGAGACGCCGCCGCUCUCCCCCAUCAACAUGGAGAACCAGGAGCGCAUCAAGGCGGAGCGCAAGCGCAUGAGGAACCGGGUGGCCGCCUCCAAGUGCCGGAAGAGGAAGCUGGAGAGGAUAUCCCGCCUGGAGGACAGGGUGAAGAACCUCAAGAACCAGAACACGGAGCUGGUGUCGUCCGCCAACGUGCUGCGGGACGAGCUGGCUCUGCUCAAACAGAAGGUGAUGGAUCACGUCAACAGCGGCUGUCAGCUCAUCUUGACGCAGCAGCUCCAGGCCUUCUAGGCGGCUCCAUGUCUUGGAGAGGGGUUUGGGGAGGGGGGCCAAAUGACUCCAAGUGGCCUGAAAAGUCCAAAAUGAUCAUCAGCUCAGGCACUUCCUGCUAAGUUUCUGCAGACGAACUUCAACUUCAGGAAUCUCUGUGUCAUAUAUCGACCACAGGGGUGGGCAGAAUCGAAUGAAUCCUCACUUAUUAGUUAGUGCACUCUAAGAUUAAUAAGAAAGUUUAUUGUUGUUUUUAUUCCCGCUCUUCCUUCCUUCACUUCCUGGUGUCCAACACCUAACACAGUGGUUCUUAACCUUGUUGGAGGCACCGAACCCCACCAGUUUCAUAUGCGCAUUCACCGAACCCUUAUUUAGUGAAAUUCAAGACAAAGCUGUAUGUUUUUGGUAACACUUUAGUAUAGGGGAACAUAUUCUAAGUAACAAAGACUUAAUUUAGAGUUAUUUGGACAUAGCUCGGUUGGUAGAGUGGCCGUGCCAGUAACUUGAGGGUUGCAGGUUCGAUUCCCGCUUCCGCCAUCCUAGUCACUGCCGUUGUGUCCUUGGGCAAGACACUUUACCCACCUGCUCCCAGUGCCACCCACACUGGUUUGAAUGUAACUUAGAUAUUGGGUUUCACUAUGUAAAGGGCUUUGAGUCACUCGAGAAAAGCGCUAUAUAAAUAUAAAUUCACUUCACUAGGGGAACAUAUUCGAAAUAAUAGGUCAGGGUUAGAGGGUUAGGGCCAUGCAUUAAUUAGUACUUAAUGACUAGAUAAGAACCAAUAUGUUACUAAUUUGCAUGCUAAUAAGCAACUAAUUAAUGGUGGAUGUCGUAGUGGUUUGUGCAGCCUUAUGAGACACUAGUGAUUUAGGGCUAUAUAAGUUGAUUGAUUGAUAUGUUCCCAAUACUAAAGUGUUACCACAUUUUUUUUGCUGGUGCACAAAAUCAACCGUGCAAGGACAUCACCUUGUUCAAACAACAAAACUAAGACGGUGCGUAAACUAACAACAAAUUACACACCUGCAAAUCAGUCAGCUGUUGCCAUAUCUGUAAUAUGCCAACAGGGAGAAGUUUGUAUUUACACGAAGAGUCGGGUGUGUUUUGAUCUCCGCCGAACCCCUCAGGUCGACUCACCGAACCACUAGGGUUCGAUCGAACCCUGGUUAAGAACCACUGAUAUCCUGUGUUCCCCCGCCCUUAAGUCCCCCCUACAAUGGUUCCGGUAUAGUCCCGUUCUCACUUAUUAGUUAAUGCACUUUUAGAUAAGAACGCUUAUUGUCUUUUUCCUGCCUUUUAAUUCCCGCUCUUUCUUCGUCCAACACCUAACACCUGUCCUCAUAUCCUGUGUCCCCCCGUCCUUAUGUUCCCCUUACAAUGGUUUCGGUAUUGUCCUUGUAGCCAAUACAUGACAGAUACCUUUACCUUCAGUGAAUUGCCGCAUUCUAAGACAGCCAAAAUAUAAAUAAAUAUCCUCUUUUAACUUAUUCCGAGUUUUCAAACGAACUGUGAUGGCGAACUGACUGCAAAAAAUAUCGAUUCGCUCACCCCUAUCGCAUCUUUUUCUACUACGCCAUCCAAUACAGAUGACCCGUGGAGGGUCACGCGUGGUUCACGCCUGUAUGACGUCAAAGAAGUUGCAAUAAAAUUCAUUUUAGACAUGAACUUGUACAGUAACACUAAAGAUUGUCACCUUUACGCUCAGGUGUGAAGCAAUUACUGACUUAACCUGCCUUACUCUUAAUCUUCACAGUGAUGCAACUUUUUGGGAUACAGGUGUAACCGAUGUUAAAACGUUGUUUGUAUGCUGUUUUUUUUUAAGCACUUCACACUUGUAAAUAUGAUAAAAUAAACAAUUUGACACACUGA